Molecule: messenger RNA, 1007 nt
Organism: Amphiprion ocellaris (clown anemonefish)
Lineage: Eukaryota; Metazoa; Chordata; Actinopteri; Pomacentridae
Gene: psma3
Product: proteasome 20S subunit alpha 3
Exons: 11
Coding region: 114-881 (255 amino acids)
Biological process (GO): ubiquitin-dependent protein catabolic process
Cellular component (GO): synapse; proteasome core complex, alpha-subunit complex; nucleus
Source: RefSeq, a predicted model, not a curated record
CAGGCUGUAAUUCUCCCUCCAGCCUGCGGCGGCGCUGCUGCGUUACGUCACUGUUUCCUCCGUCAGUAAAGCAGAAACCAGAAGCAGCAGCAGAGCGGCUCUCAGGCUGUAAAAUGAGCUCCAUCGGGACCGGGUACGACCUGUCGGCCUCCACCUUCUCUCCAGAUGGACGAGUGUUUCAGGUGGAAUACGCCAUGAAGGCCGUGGAGAACAGCAGCACAGCCAUUGGGAUCCGCUGUAAGGACGGCAUCGUGUUCGGGGUGGAAAAGCUCGUUCUGUCCAAACUGUACGAAGACGGAUCCAACAAACGCAUCUUCAACAUCGACAGACACGUCGGCAUGGCUGUAGCUGGACUGUUGGCUGAUGCUCGAUCGCUCGCUGAAGUCGCCAGAGAAGAAGCUUCAAACUUCAGAUCAAACUACGGACACGACAUUCCUCUGAAGCACCUGUCGGACAGAGUGGCCAUGUACGUCCACGCCUACACCCUGUACAGCGCCGUCAGGCCGUUCGGCUGCAGUUUCAUCCUGGGUUCGUAUGACAAAGACGACGGUCCUCAGCUCUACAUGGUCGACCCGUCUGGCAUCUCAUACGGUUACUGGGGAUGCGCCAUCGGAAAAGCAAAACAAGCCGCCAAGACGGAGAUCGAGAAGCUGCAGAUGAAGGAGAUGACGUGCAGAGAGCUGGUUAAAGAAGUCGCUAAAAUAAUCUACAUUGUUCACGACGAGGUGAAGGACAAAGCGUUUGAGUUGGAGCUCAGCUGGGUGGGAGAAGUCACAAAUGGACGACACGAGUUUGUACCCAAAGACGUCAGAGAGGAAGCAGAGAAAUACGCCAAGGACUCUCUGGAGGAGGAGGACGACUCCGACGAGGACAACAUGUAAAACUCUGCACUCGAUCUGCUCGGACCGGAUUCUUUUUUAUGUUUUAUAGUUCACAAACACGUUUUGUUCUUUUUGCUUUUUGUUUCCAUGAAUUUCAACUUUGACAAUAAAGUUGGAGGAAAAGUU